Messenger RNA from Cryptomeria japonica (Japanese cedar), 1152 nucleotides. Its product is annotated as probable WRKY transcription factor 2. Lineage: Eukaryota; Viridiplantae; Streptophyta; Pinopsida; Cupressales; Cupressaceae. Bases 1 to 1152 code for a protein of 383 amino acids. Gene Ontology annotation, molecular function: DNA-binding transcription factor activity; sequence-specific DNA binding. The transcript is spliced from 4 exons. Gene Ontology annotation, biological process: regulation of DNA-templated transcription. The record is from RefSeq and is a predicted model, not a curated record.
AUGGCGGUCACUGGAUUUUCUGACGGUUUCCUAUUAGACGAUGUCCAAAUUUCUUCUGCGGAAUUAAAAGUCUUUGAUAAUUUAGAUAGAAGAGCUUUCUGUUUCCCAGACAACAACACCCAGUUUUCAGUUUUAGAUUUCACUCAAUCACUGAUUUCCUAUCCUUGUCAAACAUCAUAUUCGUCUCAAUCCCUUUCUUCUCCUGAUAAUAUUGAGAUCUCUUCUUACUCUCCAGAAAAAUCUGCCAGAUAUGAAGGGUGUGAAAAUUUUGAGCAUCAUGAAUCGGAUGAGUCACAUAGUAGCAGUAAACUUAAGAGAGUAAGAAGUGGUGAUAAAGAUGGGAUAUUGCAGUGCAAGAACAAACGCAUGAAGAAUGUUGAGAAGAAAUCAAGCCAGACGCAGAAAAUUAUAAUUCAAGUAGAAAGUGAAGAAGUUCUGGACGACGGGUACAAAUGGAGAAAGUAUGGAGAGAAAUCGAUGGAAAAUUGCAGAAUGCCAAGGUGUUAUUAUAAAUGCUCAGACAAAAAAUGCAGUGUGAAGAAACGGGUGGAGAUAAAGCCUUUGGAUAACGAAAUACUGGUUAUAACUUACGAUGGGAUUCAUAAUCAUCCGUGCCCAAAUCCCGUGUACUAUGUUCAUGUUGAGAGACGAGUUUACAUACCCAUGCAGACGGAGAGUAGCGGGGGAGGAGGAGGUAGGGUUUCUAAGGUUGGGGAAGGUGCAAGAGAAGAUGAUGAUCCAGAUGAUGGUGGAUCUGCUCAGCCUAUGCGUCACGGGGUGUGGAGUAUGCAGCUUUUCGGUUCUCCCCAAGUUGUGGAGUAUGCAGCUUUUCGGUUCUCCCCAAGUUUAGAGGUUCUAUGUAAAGGCAGUUUGUCUCUUUUCCCUCUGGUUUUGCCCUUGGCUGUGCUCCUUGGUGUCUUGGUGUUUUUGGGUCCUUUGCUCUAUGCCUGGGCCCGUGUGCUCCCUUCUUUGGGGUUUGGCGUCCUGUCCUUGAAGGCGGUGGCUGCAGUUUGGUACUUGCUUCCAUCACGUGAGAUCGUCCUGCUUGCUCUCACAGUGUCGGGGAGUGUCUGCACUUGGGGAUCCUUAUUGUUGCCACCUCCUUCAUUUUCCCCUAUCUUACGAUUUAACUCUGCCAUCGUCUGGCCCUAG